AUGAAUCCUACCCUGACCCUAGCUCCCCUCCUCUUCGCGCCGCCGGACGCGUCCUCCCGCCGCCCAGCCACGUCGCCCGACCAAUGGGAGCGUGCCACGUCACCUCCGCCGCCUCCCCCCUCCACUCCGCGAGCGCCACGUGGCACCGCCGGAGCCUCCAGCCACCGCGGCCCGCGGAGCCCGUCGCGGGCCCGCGCGGGUCCAGAUCCGGCCGCCGCGCCGCCCGAGGGCCGCGCCUCCCGAGCUCCUCCGUCGCCCAGAUCCGCCGCCGCCACUCGGGUCCAGCCCCGCCGCCCGUCUCCGACGCCGUUCGCCGCCGCUGCCAUGGCGCCCGCGCCUCGCCUGCCUCCCCUCGUCGCCGAACCCGCGAAGCUCGUCGGAGCUCGCCGGCGCGCCUCGCCGUGCCUCUCCUUCCCCGACCCCGUCGGCGAGCUUCGUCGCCGCCGCGCCGGUGCGCUCCCCUUCGCCGGAUCCGGACGGGUGGGAUGA
Messenger RNA from Aegilops tauschii subsp. strangulata, 489 nucleotides. Lineage: Eukaryota; Viridiplantae; Streptophyta; Magnoliopsida; Poales; Poaceae. The record is from RefSeq and is a predicted model, not a curated record.